UAUGACCGGAUGUCAUUACAUUCCAGUUUACAAGCUUUAAAAAAUGGUAUCUUCAACUCAAGAGCCUUUUAACUCUUGUUUAUUUGGACUGUAGAUAUAAAACAGAUUUAUUUUAAGUGUGAUUUUGUAUUAACUGUUUUAAUACAAUAAGAUCUACAUUUUGGCAAAUUUGUUGGUAAUUUGAGACCAUGAUGAAACGUGUAAAUGGAAUGGAGACAAUACAUUUUGCAGAUGAAGAUGAUGAUUAUUCUGGAUUCAAUGAUUAUAAUCCUUUACUUGACACAGAGGACUUGAUGCAAGAUGAAAAUUUCCAAAAAGCUGUUCUCAGAACAAGUCAUGGCCGCCGCCCAACAACUCAGGCUAAAGUUGCACUUGGAGGCAUGCCCAAUGCUCAGGGCAGACUAGCUACAGCUGCCCGAGGCAGACUAGCAAUGCCAUCCUCUAUGGGUCGACCUGGGGCAAUGCAGGCAGGAGACGGACAGGCUCGACCAAUGACUGCAGUUAGAGCUGCUGGUUUUACUUCUGCUGGAAACAGAGGAGGAGUAGGAUUUGAUCCUUUAAACCAAGCAGGUAAAGGUCCAGCACCACCUCUUGAAGCCAAACCUGAAGAAAGCCCAGAAGAAAAAAUUCGUCAUUUAGAGAAGAAAGUGAAUGAGUUGAUUGAAGAAAGUUGUCUGGCCAACAGUAGAGGAGAACUGCAACUGGCCUUAGAUAAAGCUAAAGAAGCAGGAAGGAAGGAAAGAGUUUUAGUUCGACAGAGAGAACAGUUGGCUAAAGGGGAUCAGAUCAACUUGGAUCUGACAUAUUCUGUUCUGUUUAACUUAGCAAAUCAGUAUGUUGCCAAUGAGAUGUAUAUUGAGGCUAUUAACACUUAUCAAAUUAUUGUCAAGAAUCGCAUGUUCAGCAAUGCAGGUCGUCUCAAAGUCAACAUGGGAAACAUUUACUUUAAACAGAGAAACUUCCAGAAGGCGGUCAAGUUUUACCGUAUGGCUCUUGAUCAAGUACCAAACACACAUAAAGAAAUGAGAACAAAGAUUAUGCAGAAUAUAGGUAUCACUUUUGUGAAACUGGGUCAGUACAAUGAUGCCAUCACAUCCUUUGAACACAUCAUGUCAGAGUCCCCAAACUUCAAGACAGGAUUUAAUCUCAUUCUCUGCUAUUUUGCCCUUGGAGACAAAGAAAAAAUGAGAGAUGGCUUUGCGAAAUUGUUGACUGUGGACCUAAAGAUUGAUGAUGAGGACAAAUAUCUUCCACAUGGAGAUGAUAAACAAUACAACUUGGUGCUGGAAGUCAUUAAAAAUGACUCCCUGAGACAAAUAGAAAGAGAAAGAAAAUAUGAAGCUGAAAGGUGUAUAAAGUAUGCUGCCAAGAUUAUUUCCCCUGCAAUUGAACCCACUUUCUCAGAAGGCUAUGAUUGGUGCAUUGAGAUGGUCAAGAACUCACAGUACAUUGACCUUGCACAUGAUCUUGAGAUUGACAAAGCCAUUAUGUUUCUGAAACAAAAAGACUUUGCACAGGCCAUUGAGACAUUAAAAUCUUUUGAAAAAAAAGAUUCCAAAGUAGCAAGUACAGCUGCCACAAACUUAUCAUUUUUAUACUUUCUGGAAGCUGACUAUGCUCAGGCAGAUAAGUAUGCAGAGGUUGCCAUGGCAGCAGACAGGUACAAUCCAGCAGCACUAGUCAAUAAGGGGAAUGUACUCUAUGCAAGACAAGACUUUGAGAAGGCCAGAGAGUAUUUUAAAGAGGCUUUAAGUAAUGAUUCAUCUUGCAUUGAAGCCUUGUACAAUUUAGGUUUGUGCAACAAAAGACUGGCUCGACUAGAAGAAGGCAUUGAUUGCUUCUACAAACUACAUGCCAUUUUGAGAAACAGUCCUCAAGUUAUGUACCAGAUAGCUGAUAUAUAUGAGCAACUAGAAGACAGUGCCCAGGCAACAGAAUGGUUCAUGCAACUCAUUGGUGUUGUGAACUCUGACCCAAGUGUUCUAGCUCGCAUGGGAGAACUGUAUGAUAAUGAAGGAGAUAAAUCUCAAGCAUUCCAAUAUUAUUUUGAUUCCUACCGCCAUUUCCCUUCUAACAUUCCAAUCAUUGAAUGGCUUGGUGCUUACUACAUUGACUCCCAGUUCUGUGAGAAAGCCAUUCAUUAUUUUGAGAGAGCAUCUAUUGUACAACCUAACCAAGUAAAAUGGCAUCUAAUGAUUGCCAGUUGUUACAGACGCAGUGGCAAUUACCAGAAGGCUUUAGAAAUCUACAAACAGAUUCACAGGAAAUUUCCAGACAACGUUGAAUGUUUGAAGUUUUUAGUUCGUCUGUGCACUGAUCAAGGCUUGACUGAAGCUCAGGAGUAUGCUGCAAAACUGAAGAAAGCUGAAAGAAAUAAAGAGCUGCGUGAACAGAGAACCACAAGUGCUGGCAGACGUGGCAGUGGACGAGGAAGAAGAGAAAGUAGUGCUGGCAGUGACUUGGAUCGUGAAGGAAGUGCUGGGGCUGCUGGUAAAGGUUCAAAGAAACAAAGAGUACGACCUAGAUUGGAGGACGCUGAUCAAGGACCAUAUCAGUUGAGCCAGCCACAAGAGAUAGAUGCUUCUUAUUCUGAUCCUUUGGGACCUCAGGCAGAACGACCUAAAACUGCUGCUCGAAGGAAAGGUGCCUUAGAAGAUGAUUUUGGUGAUGAAGAAUUGGGAGAAGAUCUUUUACCAGAAUGAGCUGGCUUGAGAUUGUCACUGAAGUGGAGCAGUUAUCUGUGAUAUUUUAUUUCUUUUAUAUUCAUUCAAAUUAAUUUUGAUUUGCAUUAUAACAGAAAAAAAAUGAUAUGUUAAACUUAAUAAAUCUAAUGUCUUUUGUUGUUGUUUUUUUUAUGCAGUAGAUGUCCCCAUAUCUGUCUAUACAUUAUUAGCUAAUAAAUGAACACACUAAUCCAUAGGCUCCUCCUAGUAAGGGUGUGUAUUAUUUUAAAGACUUGUGUUCUUGCAAACCUUGCUGUGAAAUAAGCUUAAAAAAAUACCUGCAUUCAUCCUUUUGACAAGACAUAUUAAUUAUUAUAUAGUUUGUCCAUCAUGGUUCGAUGAUGACCACUUUUGUCAUCCAAGGGGCUGAGGGCUUUGUGCUUCCUCGUGGCUGGUGAAACCUAUGUGAGCCUGGAAUUUUUGGCUGCACACUGGGCAGGUUAUUCAGCUGGAGCUAUUGUCAUUGGCCUUGCUUUUUUUCUCCUGCUAACACAGACAUAAUGUGUAACUAAAUUAGGACUUUUUUGUUUUAUCCCCAUUGUGUUGCUUUUGCUGAGGUUUCUCUGCUGUACAUAAUGUACUACUCAGUCUAAUAGUACCAGUAUUCUAAAUUAUCUCAUUGUACAUGUGUGUUGUCCAUGUAGACACUUUUUAUUGCAUUUCCUUUAGAACUGUAUUUAAUGUGCUUCAAAUGCUUGUUCAGGAAUAAACUUGAUUCAUCCUAGA
Messenger RNA from Biomphalaria glabrata, 3449 nucleotides. Its product is annotated as intraflagellar transport protein 88 homolog. Gene Ontology annotation, cellular component: ciliary basal body; ciliary base; centriole. Gene Ontology annotation, biological process: intraciliary transport; non-motile cilium assembly. NCBI's taxonomy places the organism in Eukaryota, Metazoa, Mollusca, Gastropoda, Planorbidae. The record is from RefSeq and is a predicted model, not a curated record. Bases 189 to 2702 code for a protein of 837 amino acids. The transcript is spliced from 25 exons. Gene Ontology annotation, molecular function: kinesin binding.